AUUCAUAAAUGUGAAUUUGUGUUAAUGAGUAAUGAUCAUUCUAAGUUCGAUCAUUGGGCUAGUAACUACUAACUAUAGUUAAUAUUUACUAAUAGGUUGUUUGUAGUGUAUUUGUAUUAACUGUUAUUUACAGUAAAACGUAAAUUUUAUCUUAAUUUUUAAUACUUAAAAAAACAAUAAUUUUAAAAUGGCUCCCAUCGUACCUAGUGGACAGUAUGAUUUUGAUCUUUUAGUAAUAGGCGGAGGAUCUGGUGGUUUAGCAUGUGCUAAAGAAGCAUCAAGCUUUGGAAAACAAGUAGUAGUUUUAGAUUUUGUUAUUCCAUCAGAGAAAGGUACCACUUGGGGAAUAGGUGGUACAUGUGUUAAUGUUGGUUGUAUACCUAAAAAACUAAUGCAUCAAGCUUCGUUGUUAGGCGAAUCAAUUCAUGAAGCUCGAAGUUAUGGAUGGAACAUUCCAGAUCCUAUUUCAUUUAAUUGGGAAUCUUUAGUAGAAGCGGUCCAAAAUCAUAUUAAAUCUGUUAAUUGGGUUACAAGAGUACAAUUAAGAGACAAAAAAAUAGAGUAUGUUAAUGGUCAUGGUGUAUUUGAAGAUGCUCAUACGAUUAUAGCAAAGAUGAAAAAUGGUAAAGAACGAAGAAUAACAGCAAAGGAUAUUUUAAUAGCUGUUGGUGGACGUCCACGCUAUCCAGAAUUCCCAGGGUGUAAAGAAUAUUGUAUUACUAGUGAUGACCUUUUUUCAUUACCUACUGCACCAGGAAAUACUUUGGUUAUUGGUGCUGGAUAUAUUGGAUUAGAAUGUGCAGGAUUUUUAAAAGGAUUGGGAUAUGAAGCGACUGUUAUGGUUCGAUCUAUGCUUCUUAGAGGUUUUGAUAGGGAUAUGGUGAAUUUAGUUCAAGCUGAAAUGGAAGAUAAAGGUGUGAAAUUUCUUAUUGGAAAAAUACCUUCCAGAGUAUCAAAGCAGCCAAACGGCAAAUUAUUAGUUGAAUGGGAAGGUGAUGAAAAUGGGCAAGGGGAAUUUGAUACAGUUCUUGUAGCUGUAGGACGUAAAGCUUUAUCAGAAGAACUAAAUCCAUCUGCUGCUGGAUUAGAAAUUCAUCCAGAGUCCGGUAAAUUUAUUACUGUUGCUGAACAGACCAAUAUUCCAAAUAUAUAUGCAGUUGGUGAUGUAUUACACGGAAGACCAGAAUUAACGCCAGUAGCAAUUCAAGCUGGUAAAUUAUUGGCUGGACGAUUAUAUAAUGGCAUCCAAGAACAAAUGGAUUAUGAUAAUGUUGCUACAACCAUCUUCUCGCCUCUUGAGUAUGGUUGUGUUGGUCUCACAGAAGAAGAAGCGAUUAAUAGAUUUACUGAAGAUAAAAUUGAAGUGUAUCAUGCAUAUUAUAAGCCUACAGAGUUUUUUAUCCCUCAAAAAAAUGUCAAACAUUGUUAUUUAAAAGUUAUAACUCUUUUAGAAGCACCACAACAAGUAUUAGGUAUGCAUUUUAUUGGGCCUCAAGCCGGCGAAGUAAUCCAAGGAUAUGCUGCUGCUAUUAAGGCUGGAUUAACUUUUCAACAUUUAAAGGAUACUGUUGGGAUUCAUCCUACAAUAUCUGAAGAAUUUACUAGAGUGGGUAUCACUAAACGAUCAGGUGAUGAUCCAACUCCUCAAAGUUGUUGUAGUUAAAUUAAUUUAUUUUAUAGAAUUAAAAAUAUACAAUAAUUAUUUUAAAUAUAAUAAUUACUCAUCCAAUUUAUUCAUGUGGUGUAAAGGUAUUAAUUAUUAAUUAUAGUAUACAUAUUUGUACGAGUAUUGUACCAAUUAAAUGUUACUUUGGAAUUAAAUAUUAAUAAUUUUUUUAAUUGGUAA
Rhopalosiphum padi (bird cherry-oat aphid) is the source of this 1846-nucleotide messenger RNA. RefSeq names its product thioredoxin reductase 1, mitochondrial (gene Trxr1). Gene Ontology annotation, molecular function: thioredoxin-disulfide reductase (NADPH) activity; flavin adenine dinucleotide binding; glutathione-disulfide reductase (NADPH) activity. The transcript is spliced from 9 exons. Gene Ontology annotation, biological process: cell redox homeostasis; cellular response to oxidative stress; glutathione metabolic process. NCBI's taxonomy places the organism in Eukaryota, Metazoa, Arthropoda, Insecta, Hemiptera, Aphididae. Gene Ontology annotation, cellular component: mitochondrion; cytosol. Bases 188 to 1663 code for a protein of 491 amino acids. The record is from RefSeq and is a predicted model, not a curated record.